This is a messenger RNA of Phlebotomus papatasi, 1092 nucleotides long. RefSeq lists its product as uncharacterized. NCBI's taxonomy places the organism in Eukaryota, Metazoa, Arthropoda, Insecta, Diptera, Psychodidae. The transcript has 3 exons. The coding region runs from base 1 to 1092 and encodes 363 amino acids. The record is from RefSeq and is a predicted model, not a curated record.
AUGGCUAUACUCUUAAAAUUACGACAGAAGUCCAAAAUAUUGAGGUUGAGAGUCAGAAAGUACUUUAGUGGAGAUAUUGAACCACCUAAUUUUGACGAUUUGGAUCAAGUUCAGCCUCUAUCUUACCACAAAAAUGCAAUAGAUGCGGUUUACUUUAAUGGAUCGUCUGAGGACCAGCAAGUGUUAAUGUGUGGAUUAGCCAGAAGAAAGAACAACCUCGUUAAUGGUUUUCUCUAUCUUCGUAUCCCAGAAUUUAGUGAUAAAUUUUUGCUUUCUCCUCAACUUCCGGACACAAAUCUCUAUCAAACUGAAUCCGAUGGGAAUCAAUUUAAAGCUGAAGGCCUACAUUUGAAACCAUUGAUCCCCAUGAAGACCUGGAAGAUUAUCUACAAGGGCAAAAUGCAAUUUGAGUCAGCAAAAUCUGAAGCUUUUGAUGUUGAACUCAAUGCUACAUUUACCAGCAAUCUUCCGGUUUUCAACUACGACACGGAUAUGCACUUUUCCAGUGCAGCAAGAGCAAUGUCGCGGGAAUCUUGGACAAGGGAGUACUUUGAGAACCUCAAGACAUUCCAUCAGACCCAUUAUGAGCAGUAUGGAGAUGUUAAAGGAUAUGUUAUAAUUGAAGAUGAAAAGUACGAUAUCUCGGUGAAUUCUGUUCGGGAUCACAGUUUUGGCCUCCAAAGGGAUUGGAGGAUCUUUCACAGAUACGUUAUGCACUUCUUCACUUUGGAAGAUGGCACGAGAAUAACAAUUGGAGUAAUUUCUAUUCCUGUGAAUUUCUCUAGCAUUGUAGUUGGAUUUGUAACAGAUUCAGAAGGGAAGAAAAAUCAUCCUGUUACGGAUUGCAAUUUUAAACUUUACCAACAUGGAGAAAAUGGGAAUCCUCCUCAGAAUUAUGCUUUUACCUUUACAACAGAACUCAAGACUUACCUUGUGGAGGUGAAUUGCUAUGCCAUCCAGGAGUUCUUCAUUGGUUUAGAAAGGGAGAGCAGAGUCGUAGAAUUACUUUCACGAUUCACGGUGAAUGGAGUUAGAGGUUGGGGAGCUGCUGAAUGGCAAUACAGAAAUUUAUCUGGACCACCGCGAUCCUAA